Molecule: messenger RNA, 1185 nt
Organism: Drosophila kikkawai
Lineage: Eukaryota; Metazoa; Arthropoda; Insecta; Diptera; Drosophilidae
Source: RefSeq, a predicted model, not a curated record
AUGGGCAAGAAAUAUAAAACUCCAAAAAGUCCCAAGAGCCCGAAAAAAGGCCACCAAGCUGAUAUGGCCGAGGGUGAGGGCAUAUCGACGGCUCCUGCCACACAAACCAGUGCAGCUGCCUCAACUGCGGCCGCAGCCACUAUGGAAGCAACAACAACAAACGCAGCGCUGGCACUCUCUGCGACACCAGCAGCGGCAAGCAUCAACGAAACGAUUAGUGUGACCCUCCCCCACCAAACACAAAGGGGUAAGAGGAAGCAUCACAGCGACACGUCUGCAGCUACGUCAAGCGCCAACAACAGUGGCAGCGACGGCAGCAGCAGUGACGACGGAAUGAUCAGCGACGGCCUCCACAACGGAAGCAACGAUGGCAUCCACUACGAAAGCGACAACAACAACAACAAUGCCGUUCCGAAAACCAACAACAGCAGCAACGGCUGCACCAGCUGCAUCGACAACAACAACAACACGGACAAAGUCCUCAUCGAUAAGGAGGAGCUACUCAGCCUCCGCACGGAGAUCUACCUACUGCGCCAACGUCUGGCAAACGUGGAAAGAGGCUCCAAUAUAAAACAGCAGCUGGCUAGCCUGGGGCUAGCUGGCAACAUCCAGCAAUUCGAAGGCAACAAGUUUGCACCACUCUUCGAAGAUGACCACGAAGAAGACGACGAAAUGUCUGAAGCCAAUGAAGACAUUUGCAACUAUGACGCCGAAUUCCCAACACUUAUGGAGUCCAUGGAUGUCGACGACGAUGGAAACAUCAAUUACAUCGACAGCAGCGAUGAUGAUGACGCCGAGCUGGAUGAAAUUCUGGGGCCGCGACUAGCUGCACUGCGAGCAGCAGCGGCAUCAGCGAAAGCGGCAGCUACAAAGUCUACAUCUACAUCAGCAAUAGCAGCAGCUAAAACAGCAGCGGCCGCUAAAUCUUCAACUGGAGCAGCAUUUAAGGCGGCGCAACAAAAGCAGCAAUCAACAACAGCAGCAGCAGUAGCAGCUAUAAAAACCAAGAUGCCGAUAAUAGCAGUCUACAAUGCAGAACCAAAAGCAAUUACGGCUGUCGGAGCAAAUAUAGUUAACGUCAGUCCAACCCAAACAGAUGAUGGUAAAUGGCAAGGUGCCGAUGAUAUCGGUUUCACCAACGUCAACCAGGUAUUUGAUGAAAACCCAUUGAGAAAAAUAGUGUGA